AUGUCAAAAAGACCAAUUGCAAUAGAUGAUUUACUUAAAGAUGAAAGCAUAACACCAAAAUAUAUACCGAAAGACAAACGUCAGAAACUUAAUGAAGAUGAGAAGUUGAAACAACCAAAAUUUGUUAAUUCAAAUCCUGUGCGAAGGUCUUCAGUACGAGAUAAUUCACCACCCCCAAUGCAAUCAAAUAAUUUGAAAAAAAAUAAACCAAGGUUUCAGUUUAGUUGGAAUACUGAAGAAGAUACUUCAGAUAUUACUCCGCUUCUAAACUCGGAGUCAGAUGAUGAUUCGAUAAUACAGAAUUCUACACACUGGUCUACUAAAUUAGAAUCAGAAAUGACAGAACGAGAUUGGAGAAUAUUCAAAGAGGAUUAUAACAUAAAUAUCAAAACAGUUACUCAAAACUUACCCAAUCCGUUAAGAUCAUGGUCUUGUUUAAAUUCUCAAAUUUUGAAAAUUAUAAAUUCAUUAGGGUAUGAAGAACCAACACCAAUUCAAAGAGCAUCCAUCCCAAUUGCAAUUUCACAUUUUGAUGUAUUAGGAAUAGCAGAAACUGGUUCAGGUAAAACUUUAGCUUAUUUACUACCUUUAUUAAAUUAUAUUUUAAAUUUAGAUGAAAAUUUUAUCAAAUUUGAAAAAUUGAAAAAUGAAGCAUUGGCAUUAGUUCUUGUUCCAUCUAGAGAAUUAGCAAUACAAAUAACUACAGAAGCUGAAAGAUUUGCAAGUAGAUUAGGUUUGAAAGUAUUAUCUAUCAUUGGUGGACACGAAUAUGCAACCACGAUAAAUAAAAUUGAAUUAGAUGGUGUUGACAUUAUUAUAGGUACACCUGGACGUCUUGUUGAUUCUAUAGAGAGAAAGAUUUUAAGUUUUGAUAAAAACUAUUACUUGGUAUUAGAUGAAUGUGAUAGAAUGAUAGAUAUGGGAUUUGAAAAGGAUUUAACUAAAAUUUUACAAACUUUACCAAAAAGUGAAAAAUUAAAUACAACAAUAGAUGGACGUAUAUUUCAAAUUUCUCAACGUCAAACUAUGAUGUUUUCAGCUACAUUAUCUCCACAAAUUGAAAAAAUCUCAAAACAAUAUUUAAUAAAUCCAAUAAAGAUAUCUAUUGGAUCUACAGGAGAAGCUUUGACUAAUAUUAAUCAAAAAUUUGAGUAUGGUUUAACUGGUGAAAGUGCUAAAUUUACAAAAUUAUUAAAAAUCAUCAAUGCAAAUAUUUCAAAUGGUUUAAUUAUAAUAUUUGCUAAUUUCAAACAUGUUGUAGAUUCAUUAAGCACUGAUUUGAAAACUAAAGGUUAUAAAAAUGUAGUUAUACAUGGUUCAAAAAGUCAAAGUCAAAGAGAAUUAGCAAUUAAAGAAUUUAAAAAUGGUGAAAAUGGAGUCAAAAUUUUAAUAGCUACUGAUGUUGCUGCUAGAGGUAUUGAUAUUCCCAAUAUUAAUUUAGUUAUUAAUUAUCAAAUGGUCAAAAAGUUUGAUGAAUAUAUUCAUAGGAUUGGUAGAACUGGUAGAGCUGGUAGAUCAGGUAAAGCCAUUACUUUCAUUACUGAUGAUGAUAAAGAUGUUUUUAUUCCAUUGAAGAAAUAUUUGAGUAAGGGUAAUAUUAGAUUGCCUGAUUGGUUAUAUAAUUAUCAACAAUCAAGUGUAUAA
Molecule: messenger RNA, 1644 nt
Organism: Insectozyma verbasci
Lineage: Eukaryota; Fungi; Ascomycota; Pichiomycetes; Serinales; Debaryomycetaceae
Source: the annotation of a GenBank genome assembly